Messenger RNA from Musa acuminata AAA Group (dessert banana), 880 nucleotides. RefSeq names its product reticulon-like protein B17. The record is from RefSeq and is a predicted model, not a curated record. NCBI's taxonomy places the organism in Eukaryota, Viridiplantae, Streptophyta, Magnoliopsida, Zingiberales, Musaceae. The transcript has 7 exons. Bases 17 to 880 code for a protein of 287 amino acids.
GCCCUGCUACGCUCCAAUGGACUCAUCACCGCCUUCCGCUCCUCCGCCGUCGACAUCGCCCCGACGGAGGACGAGGAGGAGACCGGUCGUCGUCGAAGAGAUCGUCGAAGCGCGCCCGGAUGAGGCGCCGCCUAGGAAAGCGAGGAGUAGAGCCGUUGCGGUGGCCUCGAGGAAUACUCGGAGGACUCGUCGAAAACCGGAGGAGGCGCGGGAGGAGAUCGGUCCUCCCGACGAUGAUCUUGAUAGGAUAAGGAAGAGGAAGCGGGUCAAUCAUAGGGGCGCUUCCGCCGAGAAGCAGACAUCGGCGUCUCUCGUGCUCUCGUCCAACCCUCCGCCGCGUUCAGAAAUCUCCGUGAACGAUCGACGUGCUUCAUUGGAGCAGAUCAUCGAUUUGAUUAUGUGGAAAAAUGUAGCAAAAUCAACCUUGUUGUUUGGGUUUGGUUCGACGUUCUUCUUAUCCUCUUGUUUUUCAAGGGAAUCGAACUUCAGCAUCAUUUCGGCCAUGUCUCACAUGGGUCUGUUGGUUUUGGGCACAGCCUUCGUCAAGAAUACGGUCACUCGAAGGAAGCAACACAACUCGAGAUGGAAAUUGCAAUUGACAGAAGACGACAUCCUUCAUGCCGCACGGAUUGUUUUGCCUGUUGUCAAUGAAGCUCUAACGAAUAUCCAGGAUGUAUUCUCUGGCGAUGCAUCGAUAACUCUUAAGGUGGCACCAAUUCUCUUGUUUGGGGCCAACUACGGCCACCUAAUAACCUUGUGGAGGCUCCUGGUAACUGGCUUUUUUGUGAGCUUCACUGUACCCAAACUCUACCUUUCCUACUCACAGCAGAUACAUAGAACAGAUGGCAUGUUGAAGUCCGAGAUAACUGAAAAGGAAUGA